AUUAGCGUUGUUAAACCAUUUUCCUUUUGCCAGGUGUCAUUCUUAUAUCGACUGUUAAACUUCAAUAUUAAUAUGUCGCGUAAAGUGACGCCGGAAGAGCUUUCAGCGCUCUGCGACGCUCUUCGCGUUCGUGUGCAGCAGCGUAAUAACGGUGAAUAUGAGUUUAUCCAAGCGUUCGACGAGGUAAUGGAAUCUUUGCGUCCAAUUUUCUUGGAAGACGUGAGAUAUCUCGAUGUGUUGGAACACCUGUCAGAACCCGAGCGAGUUGUUAUGUUCCGUGUUCCCUGGACAACUGACUCUGGCGAUAAGAUGUUCAACCGUGGAUUUAGGGUACAAUUCAAUUCAUGUCUGGGUCCUUACAAGGGAGGACUUCGUCUUCAUCCAUCCGUAAACAUUAGUAUUUUAAAGUUCCUCGGAUUUGAACAGAUAUUUAAGAACAGCCUUACGGGUUUGAAUAUGGGUGGUGCCAAGGGAGGCUCUGAUUUCGAUCCUUCUGGGAAGUCAGACAAUGAAAUUAGGAAUUUCUGCCAGUCCUUUAUGACUGAGCUUCACAGGCACAUCGGUCCCGAUACCGAUAUUCCUGCUGGCGAUAUAGGUGUUGGUGCUCGCGAGAUCGGUUACCUCUUUGGGCAGUACCGUAGACUCCACAACGGUUUUGACGGAGCACUUACCGGAAAGGGUUUGCAAUGGGGAGGCUCCAAUAUUCGACCUGAAGCCACCGGCUACGGCGCUGUAUACUUUGGCUGCGCAGUCCUUGAAGAUAUAUUUAAGGACACCAUUGCUGGAAAGCGUUGCAUCGUGAGCGGUAGUGGCAAUGUAGCUCAGUACACUGUCGAAAAGCUGAUAGAACUUGGAGCGGUGCCAAUUACUAUGAGUGACUCUAGUGGAUACAUUAUAGAGCCAGAGGGUAUAACUCUUGAGGGACUUCGAUACAUCAUGGCAUUCAAGAACCCACACAGCCGUAGGAUCAGUGAGUAUUUGAAUUACUCUAAAACUGCAACUUUCCACCCUGGUGAUAAACCAUGGGGAGAAUCUGCGGAUAUAGCAUUCCCUUGUGCAACUCAGAAUGAAAUUUUACUUCGUGAUGCCGAAACACUGGUUAAGGGUGGUGUUAAACUCGUGGUUGAGGGUGCUAACAUGCCAACACAUUCAGAAGCUGUGCACUAUCUUAAGGAAAAUGGUGUAAUUUUGUGCCCUGGGAAAGCUGCUAAUGCCGGUGGUGUCUUGGUUAGCGGUUUGGAAAUGGCUCAAAACAGUCAACGUGUGCAGUGGACUCGUGAGAAGGUGGGUACUAAGCUUAAGGAGGCCAUAUAUAACAUCUACGCCCAAUGCAAAGCGGCGUGUAAUAGGGUCAAUGCCGGCUGUGACCUUGUAGCCGGUGCCAACAUUGCUGGAUUCCUCAGGGUGGCUGACGCCUUCAUUGAUCAGGGUUAUAUUUGAUAUUUUACCGAAUAAAGGCAAUAUUCGGCCGUAACGGAUGUCACACUAUAUUAAAACAUACCGGGAAAAUGAAGCAGUAUUUUUACAACCAAGUUUUUGUUAUAUGUUCUCGUCUUUUAAAGCGAUGAAAUGGGAGCAGAAUAAUUCGUUCUUUAAAAAA
Molecule: messenger RNA, 1600 nt
Organism: Babesia bovis T2Bo
Lineage: Eukaryota; Apicomplexa; Aconoidasida; Piroplasmida; Babesiidae
Product: Glutamate/Leucine/Phenylalanine/Valine dehydrogenase family protein
Exons: 5
Coding region: 73-1440 (455 amino acids)
Cellular component (GO): cytosol
Molecular function (GO): L-glutamate dehydrogenase (NADP+) activity
Source: RefSeq, a predicted model, not a curated record